Molecule: messenger RNA, 5946 nt
Organism: Entamoeba invadens IP1
Lineage: Eukaryota; Evosea; Mastigamoebida; Endamoebidae
Product: protein serine/threonine kinase, putative
Exons: 2
Coding region: 1-5946 (1981 amino acids)
Biological process (GO): protein phosphorylation
Molecular function (GO): ATP binding; protein kinase activity
Source: RefSeq, a predicted model, not a curated record
AUGAACUCCUUGUUGUUCGCGUUAUUAAUUGUUUAUUCACAAGCGAUUCAAUGGUGUUCUGAUGAUAAAGGUACUCUUUUUUGUAGCAGUAAAGAAGACAUUAUAUGCGAACAAACUGGUUUCUUUACUGAAAAAGAAGUUAUAUAUCUUCGAGAAAAUAUCGUGAAAAUAGAAUGUCAUAUCAUUUCAACUCUUCAAAUUCACGUGAGUGAUGACAUUAAAUACAUCGACUUUAUACUCAAUAACACCAAUUUAAAGAUACUCAACACAAACGACUAUUAUAAAAAUGUAACCCGGCGAUUUAUUACUUUCUCUCAACAACAAAAAGGUUUAAAUUCACACAAACAAAAUUCGGGGGAAUCGUGUGGUGCCACAAUUAAUUGCGAAGUUUGUUUAUAUGAUUCCCCCGGUGGGGUAUAUGGUUGUUCCCGGUGUAAAGAGGGAUAUAAGGUUGAUUUUUGUGGGCAAGAUUAUUUUUGUUAUCUAUAUAACACUGGAACAUGUGACCCCGCUUGUGCUGUUGAUAACAACUUAACCUUAAUUAAUGAAAAAUAUAAAUGUUGUAUAAACCAUUGCGCAAUUGGGUCUUGUUCCACAACACAGACAUAUGGCUCUUGUUCUCAAUGUGAAAAUGGGUAUGCAUUGAACAACAUAUACAACACUUAUAAUGUGUGUAAAAAGUGUCAUGUAAAUAAUUGUAAAAUAAGCAACAAAACAAAUCAAAAUCUUUGUGUUGAAUGUAACGCCGGGUAUACUCUUAAAACGUUGACAGAAUGUGCAGAAUGUUCUGCAAUUGCAAAUUGUAAAAUAUGUAACAUGACAACUUACGCUUGUUUGGAAUGCAACGAGGGAUUUUACGUUUUAAAUAAAAAAUGUCAAAUAUGUAGUGACACUUGUAAAGACAGUAAAUGCAACACAACGACGGGGUAUUGCUUUAAUUGUAUCGAUAAUUAUGUUUUAGCACAAGAACCCAAUUCAUUGACUUGUAUCCCUUGUAAAACUUUUGAUGUCAAUUGCAAGAAAUGUGUUGUUGGAGGUGUCAGAAUGUGUUAUCGGUGUGAAAUGGGGUAUUACCCAAUUUCCAAUGGUUCCUGUAUACCUUGUGAUGCUACUUGUAACCCCAAUGGUUGUAAUACAGUUACUGGAAUAUGUUUAGUUUGUUCAAACACUAUAUAUACACUUAACAUAACAGCUUCUAUUAAGUGUGUUAACUGUUCGAGUUUAGAUUCUCGGUGUACUAGUUGUUCAACUAACUCAAGAAUGUGCACUGAGUGUACUAAUGGAUAUUACCCAAACUCAACUGAUGCAACUCAGUGUAUUAAAUGUGACUUAACUUGUGAAAAUGGAUGUGACUCUAAAACUGGUAAUUGUAAAACAUGUACUAAUAAUUUAUAUACAAUCAAUUCAGAUACACCAAGACAGUGUCAAUUGUGUUCUCAAUUUGAUCGAAAUUGUUUGAAAUGUUCAACAACAAACCGAGCGUGCGCAAUUUGUACAUAUGGUGUUUCAUAUUUACUUAACGGUUUGUGCAAUCCAUGUGAUAGUACCUGUUCCACAUGUGAUGCGAAUGGAAUUUGUACUCAAUGUAAAGACACGUAUGUCCCAUAUACACCAAAACAAAUUGUAUGCCAAAGUUGUUUCUCUUUUGAUCCCAAUUGUAUAAUUUGUGCUUCAGAUGGAAGUAGAAAGUGUAUAACUUGCACUACUAACAUGUACCCAGAUAUAUCAACUGGUUAUUGUAUAAAUUGUGGCUCGACUUGUGGUGGUAAUUGUAAUACAACAAAUGGAAUUUGUACAUCAUGUGCACUUGGUAAAGUGUUUACUGACCCCAAAACAACUUCUUGUGUUGAUUGUAAUAAAUUUGAUAUAAAUUGUAUAUCGUGUGAUUCGAGUGGGGAAAGAAUGUGUAUCAAAUGUGCCGAAAAUAGUGGGACUUAUUUAUUAAAUGGUAAAUGUGUUAAUUGUUCUACAACUUGUAUGGUAAAAACAUGCAACUCGACAACAGGAUUCUGUUCAAAAUGUAUAACAAAUUAUGUUGUAACAAAUCCAAUUUCAAAAGCAUGUGAUAGCUGUUCUUCUUUUGAUUCUAAUUGCAAGACAUGUUCUUCUGAUUCAUCAAGAAAGUGUGUUGAAUGUAAACCAAAUUACUAUCCAAAAACAGAAUAUGAUUUCACUUGUAAAGGUUGUGAUUUAAGUUGUGGAAAGAGUUGUAAUAACAUGAAUGGGCAUUGCACUGGAUGUUUAACCAAUUACGUCUAUUCCAAUACAAAUGCAUUUGUUUGUGAUCCAUGUUCUUCUUUUGAUUCAAAUUGUUUGACAUGUGAUCCAUCAUUCAGCCGACAGUGUGUGACGUGUAGAACAAAUGGGAUGUAUCCAGACGAGUCAACCAAGACCUGUAAAUUAUGUGACACCACAUGUAAUGGCAACUGCAAUCAAACAAGUGGGUUAUGCACCGGAUGUCUCACCAAUUACGUCUUUGAAGCGACUCAAAGUAAAGUCUGUGUGCCUUGCAAAACAUUCGAUGCAAAUUGUAAAACAUGUUCUUCUGAUUUCACAAGAAAAUGCGUCGAAUGUGAAAAUCGAUUUUAUCCAAAUGAACUAGGAUUGUGUGUGCCUUGUACUAAAAUUGAUGAAAAUUGCAACUCUUGUGAUUCAAAGAACAAGAACUGUUUGACAUGUUCCGAUCCCUAUUAUCUUUCCAAUCAGAAAUGUUUAAGUUGUAUAGAAGGUACUUAUAAAAGCACUGAAUAUUUAUGUGCACGAUGUUACAAUGGCAUCUUUUAUUGUAAAAAUUGCACCACAAAAUCAGUUGGUAUUCCCUUAUGUAAUUCUUGUUAUUCUCCUUUUGCAUUAAACACCAAAUCUAACACGUGUAUUCAAUGCAGUUCCAACACUUAUUAUAACACCAACAUCUGCAACACUAACACAUACAAUUGUGCAAUACAAGUGACAUCAGAAAAGUGUUUGAAGUGUACUGAUAACAAUUAUUUGUCCAAUGGGAUAUGCCAACCCGUUCAAAACUGUGUAACUCCCUCAACUCGUUCUAUUAGUUCGUGUGAUUGUUACAAUAUGAUUUCAGUUAAUUCAGACUGCAAAGCAUUAUCACUUAAUUGUAAAUACCAAAUAGUAACAAAUGGUACUAUUUCUUGUGUAAAUUGUCAAGAUAACUACACUCCAAACAGUGGAAUUUGUACUUCGACAAGUUUAAUGAACAGAACUAUUCGAAACCAGAACACUUUUCUGUGUAACAAUGGGGAGUACCUUGACAACAAUAAUAGUUGUCAAUUGUGUAAUCAAAAUACUUCAAUUUGUGUGCAUUACAACAGUGAAAUAAGAUCUUUAAAGUGCACCAACACAGCUAUUAUUGAUAUUGAUACUUUGAAGUGUUCUUCUGAUGAAAAUUGCUCUUCUUAUUCAAACAACUUCUGUUCAAAGUGUUCUUCUUCAUCCACUGAAAUUGUCAAAGGAAGAUGUUCGACGUGUUCGACUUCAAAUUGUGCAUUUUGUGAAGGCAACCAAUGUAAACAUUGUCUUUCCAAUUAUCUGAUGUAUUCCACUAAUACGUGUGUCUCCAAAGAUCAAGUAAGUUGUAUAAAGUCGAGUAAAUAUGGGUGUGUACAAUGUAACGAUGGCUUUUAUCAAACAGAUACUCUCAAUUCAGAGAGUAAAUACACUUUCUGUUUACCACUUUCUAAGACUAACAUUUCUAAUUGCAAACAUGCAGCAUAUUCACAUUCUUUGUGUUUAGAAUGUCUUAAUAGCUUUAAGCAGAAAGACGGCAUCUGUUCUGAGUCGUUCAGUGAUGACGUCUUACAAGAAGUUUAUAUUACUGAAUUAACCAGUUUGGACGACAAAACAACGAAAAUUAAAAAGACUGAAAAAGUGAUUCAAAAAGUUUUUAAAAAAGUCACAAAAUAUUUAGAAGAAGACAACAAAAAAGGAAAUGAAAACCUCCAAAUUCAUUUAAAGAGCGCAACAGAGACAAAGUGUUUAGACAGAACCAACAAAGGAUGUCAACGGUGUGGGUUUGGGUAUUAUCAAGAAAAAGACAGUGAUACCUGUCAUAAGUGUUCAUCUCAAUGUGAGAGUUGUUAUAAUGAAACGUACUGUAUUAGUUGUUUAUAUGGCAAUUACCUUACCUCUUCAAUGACUUGUUUAACACUGGGGGAGCUCACCAACAAGUGUCAUUUAACAUUACCGACGGGUAUAGGCUGUGCCAUUUGUAAUGACAAAUAUUACAAAAGAGAGAAAGACUGUUUAGAGUGUGACAUAUCAUGUGCGACGUGUGUGGAGAGUACUUCGUGUUUGUCUUGUAAUGAAUCGUAUUACAUGAUACAAAAUAGUGUGUCCAAAUUAUGUGUUUCGUAUGACAAUCUAACAAAUUGUGUAAAUAAGACUUCAUCGGGGUGUGCCAAGUGUGACAUUGGAUAUUACAGAUUUGAUUAUACGUGUCACCCGUGUUCAGCAAAUUGCAGUCUUUGUGACGACUCUGUUUCGUGCAACAAGUGCUUUUCUGAUGAUUUUGUAGUGAUCAAUUUGUCGUGUGUACAUUACUCGCAAAUCAAAUUUUGUGUUUCAGCGUCUUCCUCCAAGUGCACUGAAUGCAGUGGAAGACACAAACCUUCUGAAGACGGCGACGAGUGUGUUGAUUCGAUCAAUUUGGGUGUUGUCAUAGGCAUUCCCCUUUCCGUUGUUAUUGUACUAAUCAUUAUAGUUUCUAUUAUUAUAGUAUUACUCUAUUUGUUAGUACUGAAGAAGAAGGAAGAAGUGAAGAUGAGGAACAUCUGUGUCUUCCCCAUGAAACGGUCGAACAUUCAAAUGUUCCAAUUAAAUGGGGAAACGCAUGAUUUGUGCUGCAACAAGAAGGUCCUCAAAUUUGAUUUGGAUAACACUGAAGGGACACCCAUCGAUGUAGAUGCUGAGGCAAGAGACUUAAUUUGUAUAGGAAAUACGUCUAAAAAUGAUAUGAAAGUCCAGUUCAGUGUGAUAGAAGGCUGCGAUUACUAUCAAGUGAGAACAGUUCCUCCUCUUGUGAAUUUAAAGAGGGGUUUUGCGUGUGAAUUUGAGAUAUAUAUCAAACCGCUGUGUUCGUGUGAAAUCAAAGAAGAUAUUAUGGUCAUCGGACUUGACAUCAGAACGUGUAAACAAACGAACGAAAGGAUCACUGUAGAAGCGAAGACGAAGCAAUCGACCAAAUUGAAUUACAGAGAAGUGGAGGAAAUUAAGAAGAUUGGGGAAGGGAGUUUCGGCAUUGUUUAUAAAGGAAGUUUCAAAGGGAAAAUCGUCGCGAUUAAGAAGAUGAAAAACGCUCAAGCAACAAAACAAGCAAUCGAAGAGUUCAAUAAGGAAGUUGCAAUGUUGGACAAAUUCAGAAAUGACUUCGUCAUACAUUUCUAUGGCGCUUGUUAUAUCCCAAGUCACAUCUGUAUGGUCACCGAGUUUGCUGAAUAUGGCAGCUUAGCCGACAUGAUAUCGAAAUCGGCACUUCGAAAUUGGUUUAAAAAUGAAGGUGAACCCGACAAUAUCUUAGUCAUUACACUUGAAGAUGAGAUCAAAGCAAAUGGCAAAUUGACUGAUUUUGGAAGUAGUCGAAAUAUUAAUAUGUUGAUGACUAACAUGACAUUCACUAAAGGUAUUGGAACACCAAAAUAUAUGGCUCAGGAAGUACUUUUGAAAGAACACUACAAGAAAUCGGCUGAUGUAUUCUCAUUGGCAGUCACGUUUUAUGAAGCACUGGUGUGGGGGGAAGUUUACCCAAAAAGUGAAUUCAAGUUUGCGUGGUCCGUUGCUGAUUUCGUGACAAGCGGAAAAAGAAGACCAUGUCUGGAAAAUAUGAAUUGUGAGGCGUAUGAUAUCAUCAACUUGAUGUGGAACCCAAUCGCGGCGGAAAGACCAAGUAUCGAAGAGUGCAUAAAUUUGAUGGAUAAAUUAUUUAACUCGUUGUGA